Messenger RNA from Camarhynchus parvulus, 2962 nucleotides. It is a transcript of the gene CRPPA, whose product is annotated as CDP-L-ribitol pyrophosphorylase A. Gene Ontology annotation, molecular function: D-ribitol-5-phosphate cytidylyltransferase activity. The transcript is spliced from 11 exons. Gene Ontology annotation, biological process: isoprenoid biosynthetic process; protein O-linked glycosylation via mannose. Gene Ontology annotation, cellular component: cytosol. Bases 27 to 1307 code for a protein of 426 amino acids. The record is from RefSeq and is a predicted model, not a curated record. Lineage: Eukaryota; Metazoa; Chordata; Aves; Passeriformes; Thraupidae.
CGGAGCCGCCGCCAGGCCCGGCGCAGAUGGAGCCCCGCAGCCGCGGCGCCGCGCCCGGCGGCGUGUCGGUGUCGGCCGUGCUGCCGGCGGGCGGGAGCGGGGAGCGCCUGGGCGGUGCCACCCCCAAGCAGUUCUGCGCCGUGCAGGGGAGGCCGCUCGUCAGCUACGCGGUGCGGGCCAUGGAGAGGAUAAGUUGGAUAUCUGACAUUAUUGUGGUGGUCUCUCCUGAAAAUAUUGAAACAAUGAAGACUAUCAUUGAAAAAUAUGGCCACAAAAGAGUUACAGUAGUGGAAGGUGGAAUAACCCGUCACCGGUCAAUAUUCAAUGGACUGAAAGUGUUUGCAGAGAAUGAAUUUUCCAGCCAUUUGCUUCAGAAGCCAGAAGUAGUGAUUAUCCAUGAUGCUGUGAGGCCUUUUGUUGAAGAAGAUAUUGUUUCAAAAGUGGUUAUGGCUGCUAAAGAACAUGGGGCAGCAGGAGCAAUUCGUCCUUUAGUUUCUACUGUUAUUGCCUCUGCUGCUGAUGGCUGCUUGGACCACUCACUGGAACGUGCCAGGUACAGAGCAAGUGAAAUGCCUCAGGCUUUCUUGUUUGAUAUAAUCUAUGAAGCAUACCAACAGUGUACAGACUAUGACCUGGAUUAUGGAACUGAAUGUUUGCAUCUGGCUCUGAAAUACUGUAAAACAAAUGCCAAACUUGUUGAAGGAACACCUGACCUCUGGAAGGUGACCUACAAGCGGGAUCUGUAUGCAGCUGAAUCAAUCAUUAAGGACAACCUAUCACAACAAGUUUGUGUUAUCACCAGUGUGAAGGAAACUCUUGCACAAGUAGGUUUUCUCCUUCCUGAAUCUCUGAAAAGCCAAAUAAAAGUUGAAGCUAUUUCAAUAUCUCCAAGCAAAAAUGAUAGCUGUCUACAAAGCAUCAUUUCAGGACAGUGCUACAAUUUUGUUUGUGUAAAUGAUAAAAGGUGGGCCAUUCAAGAAACCCAGGAACUAGUGGAUAUGUUGGAAAAAUCAAAUAUUCCUCUCUUAUAUCCAGUUGUCCUUAUUUUGGUGCACUUGGAUAUUCCAGAAAAUAAUUCUUUCAGCAUUGGGAUGGAAGACCUAACUAUGAUCAAGAAAUUUGCAAGAGAAACUAAAAAGAAAAACAUUUUAGUUUAUGGUCUCCUUAUCCAAUAUAAGAGGCAUCAUUUAGCAGGACCCUUUGCUGCUUCAGGAGACAGUAAAUUCUGCUGCUGCUCUUAUCAUGGCAUUGAUAAAGGACAGAAACCCAGAACUUAUUGGCCAACUGUUGGUAGCAUAAGACCAUAAAUCAUGUGUAGCUUUUGGAAAUGUUAGCUUUCAUCAUCUGUUCACCAAAGGUCUUAAGUAAUUUUAUUCUUUGUUGAAAACUCUGGAUUUAUGCCAUUUAUUAUUAAGAUCAUUUAAUAGCAUAUUUUUGAUAUUUAAAGUACAAGUCUAAUAUUAUGUAUAAAGUGUAAAAGGAAAUACAAAUAAUUCUGAGAUACACUGGGUAUAUACUGUGAGGAAUGAUACUGAAAUGUUUUUCAAGGUACUGAUCAUUUCAAAGGUGCACAGAGGACACCAAAGCAUUCAUGCAAAAUGGUCUUUAAGUAUGUGUGCGUGUUGUACUUUAGGACUGCAUGAAUUAAGUUUUAUUUCAGAUAAAUUAAUCCUAAAGCACAGCUCAUCUACUUUAUGUGAAAUUAUUUUAAAAUUGCUGCUGUAACACCUAUUAGUGAAUGUAGAGUUCCUUACAGAGUGUGGCUUUCCUGCCAUAAAGAGAAAUGCAUAUUGCAGAAAGUAUUGGAAAGGUCAGGUACCUGUUCUCUGUGGAAUGAAGGUAACCUCAAAUCAAAGAAAAGAUACGCAUGGAUACAAGGAGGUGCUAAGCCCCAGUUUUCCGGAUGCAGUGUGCUCUGGCUGUAGCCUCUGUGGUGCUGCACUUCUUCCAGUGCCCAUGUGCCAUGGUUCAGAGCUCCUGUAGCUCCACUGAAAUAGGAAGAAUCUGUUAAUUAUUGCAUAAGAAUACAAUUCUUAUCUCUUGCUGGUUAGCAGAGGUAUGUAGUAAAUAGCAGCAAGGAGAGCAAGCAUUAUGAGUUCAGAGAUACUCUGCAUUGGUAGUCAAGUGUGGACCAUUGGGACAGCAAGAUGAAAUGGUGAAUGGUGAAUGGUUAUUAUGUGGAGUUUCUCCAGGUAUCACAACCACUAAGAGCAGUACAAGCAGUGUCCCUGAAAACAUGUGUCUUUCCCUAUGCAUUAAACCCAGGAAUUUUGUCUCUCCUGCAAUUUGUGAAGGGGUUAGGCUAGUGUUUUACAUAUUUGAUAUGGCUGGAAUAAAAUCUUGAAGAAGUACCCCCACCAGAAGAGUCCAGUGAGUCCCUGAUUCAGUCUAUCACUGUCAGUUCAGCAAGCUCCCCUCUAAAAACAGCAUCCUUCCCCUUACUCCCACCAUGUUCCUCUCCCUCUGGUGCUCAGACAAAGCUUAGGAUAACAAGCUCCCUGCUUGAUCCCUUUCCCUUCACAUGACUAUUUAUAUCUCUGAUUUAAAUCCCUUUUAGAAGCUGAUCUUGGUUCCAAACUUCUUCCAAAAUAAAAUAAAGACUUGUCAGCUGAUGGUUCUAUAUCCAAAGCAGACAUUUUCUUCCACACACAAGUCGUGCAAAGAUAACUAACAAAGUUCUUGUGCAUCAUCUGCUUUCUUCUUUGCUUCUUUCUUCUCUCUGCUUUGAUUAAUAAUUUGUCCUUUUCUGGCAUUGUACAACAUAAGCAUUCAUAUUAGCUCUGUGUAUGGCUAUACAAUAGGCAUAUUUUAUUCAUACAGAUAUUCAUGUCUGUUCAUACGCAGAGCACACAAAUAAAUGAAGAACUAAAGAAUUUAUUACUGGUAUUCAUAAUUUAACAGGACAGCUCUCACAAAUAAGUUUUCUGAAUGUGCUUUUACAUUAAUAAAUUUGAUGAAGGAA